This is a messenger RNA of Otolemur garnettii (small-eared galago), 3731 nucleotides long. It is a transcript of the gene ZNF473, whose product is annotated as zinc finger protein 473. Bases 518 to 3202 code for a protein of 894 amino acids. Lineage: Eukaryota; Metazoa; Chordata; Mammalia; Primates; Galagidae. The transcript has 5 exons. Gene Ontology annotation, molecular function: RNA polymerase II cis-regulatory region sequence-specific DNA binding; DNA-binding transcription factor activity. The record is from RefSeq and is a predicted model, not a curated record. Gene Ontology annotation, biological process: regulation of transcription by RNA polymerase II.
GCAACUUGCGUCUUGGCUCCUCCGGAAAUGGAAAAGCCUCCCAGUCUUCUAGGAAACGCAGGAGAAAGUUGAUUAGAUGGUCCUUUCAAAGUUGGACUACAAAACACUGAAGUCACCUGGUCUUGAUUCUGUUUCUACUCUACCCCCUUAGAGCGCAGCAUUGCAGUCUCUAGGGAUGAAGCGGAUGGAUAUGAGAAGGCAAGGCGUCCGCACAGUCCUCUGGGAAAUAUAGCCUGGCUCUGGCGCGGAGGAUCCUGGGUGGAGUAGCUCUGAGUAGAAUCGCGUGACUCCGGAAGUUGCUGAGAGGAGGCGCGUGGGAGAGGAGUUGGAUCACCAGCUCCUUCGGAUGGGAAGGGGUCGCGUCUGUUAACUCUAUCUAUGAUAAUCUCGAGGGAGACUCACAUUGGGACUCAUCCUCCUACUUCUGGAUAUUCUGAGCACUCAUCCACCAUGGAGAGGGAGUCAGCUAUAGGAGGAAGGGAGACUGGUCCUUCCUGCAACACUGCCAGCCAAGAACAUGCAGGGGAAAGAGGAGGAGCUUAAAGAAAGCCAUUGGGACCCAGUCGGCUCAGCCAUGGCUGAGGAAUUUGUGACUCUCAAGGACGUGGCCAUGGAUUUUACUUUGGAUGAUUGGAAGGAGCUGGGCCUAGACCAGGGGGACCUGUUUUGGGACACAGCACUGGACAACUACCAGAAUCUCUUCCUGCUAAACCCCCCAAGACCCAACUUGACCACCCACUUGGGUGGCAAGGAAGAGCUGGAGGCCCUGGUGAGAGAAAGCCCAGAAGCGACAGCCCCUGACAUGGUUGAGACCAAGAACUCUCCUUUGAAGCAGGAUUUCUUGGAAGAAGGACUCUCCCAAGAGAUUAUGGAGACAUUUUCCAAGGAUGGCCUUUGGAAUUCUGAUUUUAUAGAAGAUUGUAUAGAUGAGAGCUGGUUAGAUAGUUUGCUGGAAGAUCCAGAAAGUCUUCUGAGGUGUGAUGUUACCACCACCAAAGAAAGUUCCAUAGAAUGCAGUAGUCACGAGUUCAAGAGAGGCCUUAGUCCUAUAUCCCUCCUUUCCACAGGAGAGGACUCUGUGGUACACGAUCUUCCUGAAAAGACCUUGACGCCAGCUAAGUCUAACGAAGAUAGGAGUAACUUUGGCUACUACUCAGACCAGAGUCAGCAGGAUUCUGUACAGGGAGGGGAGAAACCAUAUAAAUGUAGUGAAUGUGGAGAAAGCUUUAGUGGGAGUUACCAUCUUAUCCAGCACUGGAUUAGUCAUACUAAGGAGAAACCCACUGUGCAUCAAGAGUGUGAGAGAAGUUUCAGCCAGAGUUCUUGUCUUUUUGUUCAUCCAGUGACUCAAAUAGGCUGCAAAUCUUAUGUGUGCAAGGAAUGUGGGAAAACUUUUAGUCAAAAUACGCACCUUCUAUGGCAUCAGAAAACUCACACUAGAGAAAAACCACGUAAGAGUCAAGACAGAAACCGGCAGUCCCUUUGUAGCAAACGGUCUUUUAAAUUUCAGAGAACUCACAUAAUUAGUAAGUCCUAUAAAUGUAAUGAUUGUGACAGGACUUUUAGCCAGACUUUUCAUCUUAUUCGGCACCAGAAGAUCCAUACUCCAAAACGCUAUGAAUGUACCAAAUGCCAGGCGACUUUCAACUUGAGCAAACGCUUCAUCCAACAUCAGAAAACUCAUGCUGCCAAAACUACCUCUGAGUAUCAGGAGUGUCAGGAGUGUGGGAAGGCCUUCAGGCGGAGUUCCCUGCUCAUUGAACACCAGGCUGUUCAUACUGGAGAGAAACCUUAUAAGUGUAAUGAAUGUGGGAAACUCUUUAGCUAUACUUCUACCUUAAAGAUCCAUCAGAGGGUUCACAGUGGAGAGAAGCCUUACAAAUGCAGUGAGUGUGGGAAAGCCUUCUGCCGGUACACUCACCUUAAUGAACAUCAGCGAAUUCAUUCAGGCUACAGACCACACAAAUGUCAGGAGUGUGUCAAGAGUUUUAACCGGCCCUCACAGCUGAUUCGACAUCAGUCCAUUCAUGCCACAGAAAAGCCCUACAGCUGUUCUGAAUGCAAGGAGACCUUUAGUCAUAAUGAACACCUUGUGCAACACCAGAAAAUCCACACUGUUGAAACCCCCUAUGAAUGUCAGGAGUGUGGAGAACGCUUCACUUGCAUCUCAACUCUGAAUUGCCACCAGAGUAUUCACACUAGAGAAAAACAAGAAUUUGAUGUGAAUAGGAAGACCUUGGAUCAGAGCACAGAACAGAGAGAGCAUCUAAGUUUUGAUGAAAAGCGCUUUAAGUGUAAGAAAUGUGAGAAAACCUUUAGCCACAGCAGAUAUCUAAUUCAGCACAAGAAAAUUCACACUAUCAUGAAGCCAUUUGAGUGUGACCAGUGUGGGCAAGGCUUUGACCAAAGGGCUCAGCUCGUUCACCAUCAAAGAAUCCACUCUAGGGCAGGGCCACGUGAAUGUGGUGAGCAUGGGAAAGCAUUCAGCAGCAGCACUUCCCUCAUUGAACUUCAGUCUUUUCACACAAGCGAGCACCCCUUUAAAUGUAACAAAUGUGAAAAGACCUUCAGCCACCGUGCAUCCCUCUCAGAACAUCGGUUAAUUCACAUUGGAGAGAAACCCUUUAAAUGUAACAAGUGUGACAGAGUCUUUACCCAGAGUAAUUACCUUAUUCAGCAUCAGAGAAUUCAUGCUGAAAAGAAACCUCUUGAGUGUAAAGAAUGUGGGAAAACAUUCAGUCAGAGCUCAUGCCUAUCUAAACAUCACAGAAUUCACACAGGGGAAAAACCCUAUGAAUGUGGUGACUGUGGGAAAGCCUUUAGCCUUAGUGCUGAACUUAACCGCCACCAGAGAGUUCACACUGGAGAAAAGCCUUACAUUUGUCAGGAAUGUGGAAAAGGUUUCAGCCAGGGCUCAUGCCUUACUAUUCACCAGAGAGUUCAUACUGGGGAGAAGCCCUACAUAUGUAGCGAAUGCGGGAAAGCCUUUGCCCAGAAGGCAAAUCUAACACAGCACAAGCGAAUUCAUACUGGGGAGAAGCCUUACACCUGUGAUGUAUGUGGCAGAGCCUUUGGCUUCAGUGCCCAUCUCAGUCAGCACCAGAGAAUUCACACCCAGGAGAAACCUUAUCAGUGUAAACAUUGUCAAAAAACCUUUCGGUCCUGCUCAGCUCUUAGCCGCCAUCAGAGGGUACACAAGUAACAAUACUUCCUACAGCUACUGGGUGGCAGCAGAGCCCCCAGAUAGCUGAAACCAUGUUUAUAUGAGGUUAGAAGUUGAAACCAUCACAUUGCAAGCUUCUCUCCAAAUAAAUAAAUCUCUAUUAGUAAAGAUUGAUGAAAAUGUUUGCACACAUGAGUUGCAUUAAAACAAGGAAAACAAAAAUUGAGAAGCCAUACAACAAUGGGAUUCAGAGGGAGACUGGAGCCAGUCUGCCUAAUUUAAACACCACCUUUACUGUGUACCACAUAAGUGACCUUGGGAAAAUCAUAAAAUCUCUCAGGGCCUCAGUGUCCUCAUCUGUAAAACAGGCACAAUAUUUACCUCAGAGGGUGUUGCAUUAAAUAAAUAAAUGUGAAGCACUUAGAACCAAUAUCCAGCAUUUAAGUACUCACCUAGUGUGGGCUACAAAUACCUGUCAGCUAUAACACAAAUAUAUUCUUUUACAUUAAAAGAAGAAAACAAUUGGUAACCUGCCUCUUUUUACUGCACUUAAUGUUCUCAUAAUGUU